UGAGAAUGUCCAUUUCUGGGACGCUUAGCAGCUAUUAUGUCGACUCGAUCAUAAGUCACGAGAGUGAGGACGCGCCUCCAGCCAAGUUUCCUUCCGGCCAGUACGCGAGCCCCCGGCAGCCGGGCCACGCGGAGCACCUGGAGUUCCCCUCGUGCAGCUUCCAGCCCAAAGCGCCGGUGUUCGGCGCAUCCUGGGCGCCGCUGAGCCCGCACGCGUCCGGAAGCCUGCCGUCCGUCUACCACCCCUACAUCCAGCCCCAGGGCGUCCCGCCGGCCGAGAGCAGGUACCUCCGCACCUGGCUGGAGCCGGCGCCGCGCGGCGAAGCUGCUCCGGGGCAGGGCCAGGCGGCUGUGAAGGCGGAGCCGCUGCUGGGCGCGCCUGGGGAGCUCCUGAAGCAGGGCACGCCCGAGUACAGUUUGGAAACUUCGGCGGGCAGGGAGGCCGUCCUGUCUAAUCAAAGGCCCGGCUACGGGGACAAUAAAAUUUGCGAAGGAAGCGAGGACAAAGAGAGGCCGGAUCAAACCAACCCCUCCGCCAACUGGCUGCACGCUCGCUCUUCCCGGAAAAAGCGCUGUCCCUACACCAAAUACCAGACGCUGGAGCUAGAGAAGGAGUUUCUGUUCAAUAUGUACCUCACCAGGGACCGUAGGCACGAAGUGGCCAGACUCCUCAAUCUGAGUGAGAGACAAGUCAAAAUCUGGUUUCAGAACCGGCGGAUGAAAAUGAAGAAAAUGAAUAAGGAACAGGGCAAAGAGUAAAGAUUCCCCUAGCCCACCCCACCCCUUCUCCA
Cervus elaphus (red deer) is the source of this 790-nucleotide messenger RNA. RefSeq names its product homeobox B9 (gene HOXB9). NCBI's taxonomy places the organism in Eukaryota, Metazoa, Chordata, Mammalia, Artiodactyla, Cervidae. The coding region runs from base 6 to 758 and encodes 250 amino acids. The record is from RefSeq and is a predicted model, not a curated record. Gene Ontology annotation, biological process: regulation of transcription by RNA polymerase II; embryonic skeletal system morphogenesis; DNA-templated transcription. The transcript is spliced from 2 exons. Gene Ontology annotation, cellular component: nucleus. Gene Ontology annotation, molecular function: RNA polymerase II cis-regulatory region sequence-specific DNA binding; DNA-binding transcription factor activity, RNA polymerase II-specific.